CACACUCAUAUAAAGUUAAACGACCGGUUGCGAAGCAACUAGUAUAUGUUCCAAACAAGAAAUCACAAUAAAUGUUGUACAUUAUACUAUUUCACUCUCUUGCCACAUGUCACCUGUGCUAAAAAGUCAUUAAGUUUAGUUGAAAAUAGAUUGAAUUCCACAAUAUAGUGAAUAUAAUACGUAAAUUAUUUAAUUUUCCCGUGUGCAAAUGUAAACAAAGCGGUUGGCAAUGGAAACGACGUGUCACGUUGAAUAAAUUAAAAUGAAACAGUUGUUUUAUGAUCGUUUUGGAGGAAAUUAAUCAAUCAAAAUUUUCACACAGUAUCUGUUUUCAGCUUAAGGAACUCAAUUCUUUUCAUUAUAAAUCUUGUCUUCUGACCACAUCCAUAAUGAAAGUGGUUUUGGCUAUUUUGGGCACAUUUCUGGGCUGCUGUUCAAAUGUUAUUGUUAUGGAAUACACGAUCAAAAUGGAUCCUGGGUCUGGGAACUUAGUUUCGUUUGCUCAAUUUGCAUUCAUCGCUUUGGAAGGGUUUAUUUUUACCUCAAAAUUUGGCACGCAAUCGCUUCGAAUCGGAUACACAAGCUAUCUUGUUUUGGUUGCCAUGUUUUUUAUAGCCAAUGUUUGUAAUAACUUAGCAUUUGAUUUCAACAUUCCGAUGCCGUUGCAUAUGAUCAUUCGAGCGGGUUCGCUGGUUACGAAUAUGUUGAUGGGUAUUAUUAUUCUACGGAGGCAUUAUGGAGUCUCCAAGUAUUUGUCGGUGUUGAUGAUAACAUUGGGAAUUGUUAUUUGUACAGUUGUGUCUGGAAGUCACGUUAAAAGCACUGUCAAUGCCGAUUUUGGAAAAACAAUUACAAGCAACUAUUCUGUGUUCUUCUGGUGGAUAUGCGGUGUCUUGUUGCUUAUUUUUGCUUUACUUAUUUCGGCUCGAAUGGGAAUUUACCAAGAGGUUCUGUAUAAACUUCACGGCAAGCAUCCACGUGAAGCGCUUUAUGUCACCGUA
Molecule: messenger RNA, 1001 nt
Organism: Sitodiplosis mosellana (orange wheat blossom midge)
Lineage: Eukaryota; Metazoa; Arthropoda; Insecta; Diptera; Cecidomyiidae
Product: UDP-xylose and UDP-N-acetylglucosamine transporter-like
Exons: 5
Biological process (GO): transmembrane transport
Cellular component (GO): endoplasmic reticulum membrane; Golgi membrane
Molecular function (GO): UDP-xylose transmembrane transporter activity; UDP-N-acetylglucosamine transmembrane transporter activity
Source: RefSeq, a predicted model, not a curated record